AUGAACCGGGUCCCAGUCUGGGCAGUCCUAGACUACACAGGCCACAAAGUCAUCCAACGCGAACUCCUCCUCGUAAAAGUCUCAAUUCUCGGACCAGAGCACGUCCUCGCCCAAAUGAAAUCCCGCCGCGCCUCCCUCCCCUCCGCCACCGACCUCCGCUCCAUCCAACAACAACAGCGGGCACAAUGGUCUUCUGGGGAUGUUAACGAGGUGGAGGAUCAAAUCGAGAUCAUGUCGCCUUCUAGUGCCUUGCGCCAGACACACGACCAUCUAGGCGCACUCACGGAACUGACGGAUCUGUUCAAGGGCAAGGUUGUGGAUGUGAGCAGUGAUUGUUUGAGUUUGGAAUUGUCCGCGAAACCGGAUAGGGUCGAUGCGUUUUUGAAACUGUUGCAGCCGUUUGGGAUCUUGGAGGCUGCGAGGAGUGGGAUGAUGGCGAUGCCUAGAUCGGUGGUUCUGGACCGGUUUGAAAAUGUGGACGAGCUGGAGGUCGAGGAUGUAGGGUCUGGUGUGGAUGCUUCUAUGCUCCCCCCUGGAUAA
Molecule: messenger RNA, 540 nt
Organism: Linnemannia hyalina
Lineage: Eukaryota; Fungi; Mortierellomycota; Mortierellomycetes; Mortierellales; Mortierellaceae
Source: the annotation of a GenBank genome assembly